Phoenix dactylifera (date palm) is the source of this 3204-nucleotide messenger RNA. The record is from RefSeq and is a predicted model, not a curated record. NCBI's taxonomy places the organism in Eukaryota, Viridiplantae, Streptophyta, Magnoliopsida, Arecales, Arecaceae.
UCCUUUCAUUUCUUCUUGCCUUGGCAUCAACUUCACUUGCAUCCCAAGGGAGGACCCUCCUCCAGUGGAAAGCCAGCCUCCAGAGCCAAGGAUCACUUGAAUCUUGGAGCCUCAACACUAGUCCAUGCAACUGGACUGGAAUCGCAUGCAGCGUCACACGUCGAGGCCGACAUGUGAUCACAGAGGUGAAUCUGGCCCAUAUGGGUCUGGCAGGAACGUUGAUUUCCCUCAACUUCUCCCUCCUGUCAUCACUUACCAGUCUCAACCUCACAUUCAACAAGCUCUAUGGAAGCAUCCCUCCCACAAUAUCUUCUCUUUCGAAGCUCGCCUCUCUUGAUCUCUGCACUAAUAACUUCAUAGGGACAAUUCCACUACAGAUCAGCUCUCUGACAAAGCUCAACUCUUUCAAUCUUAGUGAGAAUCAGAUAAGUGGUUCUAUUCCUCUUUGGCUAAGUAAUAUGACAAGGCUUAACUUCUUAUACCUAUCCCAGAAUAACCUUUCAGGUACCAUCCCAAAGGAAUUAGGAAGGCUUGGGAAUCUCUUGGAGUUGACAAUCUACACCAACCAUAUUACAGGUUCCAUCCCUCCCACUUUGGGAAAUUUAACCCGGCUUCAAUUAUUGGAUUGCUCCAACAACGGGAUAUCUGGCUCCAUCCCUCCUGAAUUAGGGAAUCUCGUAAACCUAGUUUAUUUAGACAUGGGUUAUAACAAUCUGACAGGUUUCAUCCCUCUUAGCUUGGGAAACUGGACCAAGCUUGACUGGUUCGGUCUUUGGGAUAAUCAUCUUUCUGGAUCAAUUCCUCAUGAAAUAGGAAAUCUAGUGAAGUUAACUGGGCUAUCACUUCAACAAAAUAGUUUAGUAGGUUCCAUCCCCACUCGCUUAGGAAAUUUAACCAAGCUUGAAAUCUUGUGCCUCUUUGAAAAUCAGAUCUCUGGAUCAAUUCCUCAUGAAUUAGGAAACUUGAUAAGCUUGAGAGAUUUGGAAAUCUAUACCAACCUUUUAAAUGGUUCAAUCCCUGCUAAUAUAGGAAAUCUAACCAAGCUUGAACACUUGUACCUCUUUGAAAAUCAGAUCUCUGGCUCAAUCCCUCCAUCUUUUGGAAGCUUAACCAAUCUUACUAAUUUGUGCUUAUUCAACAAUCGACUAUCUGGUUAUUUGCCUCAGGAAUUUAACAAUAUUACAAAUUUGAAACUUCUCCAAUUGAUGAACAACAAUUUUUCUGGCAAUUUACCCCAUGACAUAUGCAAAGGAGGAGUUCUAUAUUAUCUUGUUUUGAGCAACAACCAUUUUGAAGGUCCGAUUCCCAAAAGCUUGACAAAUUGUACAAGCCUGAGCACUGUCCGACUUCAGCAGAACCAACUAUCCGGGGAUGUAUCUAAAAAUCUUGGAGUGUAUCCACAUCUCUGGUACAUCGAUUUAAGCUUCAACAGACUAUCUGGUAAGCUCUCACCAAAUUGGGGAGGAUGUCAUAAUUUGUCACUCUUAAGAAUCUCCAGCAACAAGGUUACAGGAAGCAUACCAGCAGAACUUGGAAAGUUGACAGGACUACAAGAACUUGACCUUUCCUCGAACUAUCUAUCAGGAGAGAUUCCGAAGGAUCUGAGCAAGUUAACUAAUCUAUAUAACUUGACUUUGAGCAAUAACCAACUUGUUGGAGAGGUAUAUCCAGAAUUUGGAGAACUAUCUAAUUUGGAGAUUCUCGAUCUGUCAGCAAAUCAACUAAGAGGAAGGGUACCAGAACAAUUAGGCAACUGCAUAAAACUUCAAUCGCUAAAGCUUGGAAACAAUCAUUUUAAUGGAAGCAUUCCCUUUCAAAUUGGAAAUCUAGUAAACCUACAAGUCUUCCUAGAUCUAAGCUACAACUCAUUUACUGGAGAGAUACCAUCACAAUUUGGCAAACUGAAUAAGCUAGAAGUUAUGAACCUAUCACACAAUAAGCUGACCGGUCAUGUUCCAUCAUCUUUGAGUGAUAUGAUUAGCUUGUUAUCUGUAGAAUUAUCAUACAAUGAAUUAGAAGGCCCACUACCCAAUAACAGAAUUUUUCAGAAUGCUCCAGUGAUGUGGUUCACCCACAACAAGGGUUUGUGUGGUGUAGUGAAAGGUUUGCCUUCAUGUGGCUCGUUUACAACCAGCAAAGAUGAUUCAAAUAAGCACCACAAACUUCUCUUGUUAAUUACUAAAUAUGCGAUAAAUAAUGCAAGUAUUGAAGAAGGGGGAUUCUCUAUUUGGAACUUCAAUGGAGAAGAUGUAUACAAUGGCAUCAUUCAAGCAACAGAGGAUUUUGAUGCUAAGUACUGCAUUGGCACUGGAGCAUUUUCCAGUGUUUACAAAGCACUGCUGCCAAGCAGCAAGUUGGUUGCUGUAAAGAAAUUUCAUCAAUUAGAAAUUGAAAACACACCCGACAAGCAAACUUUUUGGAACGAAAUACGUGCACUGACCCAUAUCCAACAUCGGAAUAUUGUGAAGCUUUAUGGUUUUUGCUCUAGUGCUCGACAUAAGUUUCUUGUUUGUGAAUACAUGGAGAGAGGAAGCUUGGCAAAUAUUCUCCGAAGUGAAGGUGCCGCUGAAUUGGAUUGGUCCAAAAGAGUGGAUGUUGUAAAACAUAUUGGUCAUGCUCUAUCAUACAUGCACUAUGAUUGCGCUCCGCCAUUAGUGCAUCGAGACAUAACAAGUAAUAAUAUUCUACUUGAUUCAGAAUACAAGGCUUGUAUUUCGGACUUCGGUAUUGCUAGACUUCUAAAGCCUGAUUCAUCUAAUUGGAGUAUGCUUGCAGGCACACGAGGAUAUUUGGCCCCAGAGCUUGCAUACACAUUGAGGGUUACCGAGAAAUGUGAUGUAUAUAGUUUUGGAGUAAUUGCACUUGAGAUUGUAAUGGGAAAGCAUCCAGGAGAUCUCAUCUCUACUUUAUCUUCUCCGGUCGGUGAAAACACCUUUCUGAAAGAUAUAUUAGACCCGCGAUUACCACCUCUUACAACUCAAGCUGCAAAUGAGUUAGUUGCAGUAGUUAUGACAGCAUUUCAGUGUUUGGAUAACAACCCGCAUUCUCGUCCGACGAUGCGAAAUGUAUCUCAACAGCUAUCUACCAUCGGGGGACGACCAAACUCCCAACCUUUGGACAUGAUCAAGUUAUGUCACCUAAUCCAUGUCAAGGUAUGAUAGAAAAUAGAUAUUUUGCAAAAAAUAGCCAUCAUUUAAUAUAUUG